This is a messenger RNA of Dermochelys coriacea (leatherback sea turtle), 6878 nucleotides long. It is a transcript of the gene BRD4, whose product is annotated as bromodomain containing 4. The transcript has 17 exons. The coding region runs from base 2322 to 5528 and encodes 1068 amino acids. Gene Ontology annotation, biological process: chromatin remodeling; positive regulation of transcription elongation by RNA polymerase II. NCBI's taxonomy places the organism in Eukaryota, Metazoa, Chordata, Testudines, Dermochelyidae. The record is from RefSeq and is a predicted model, not a curated record. Gene Ontology annotation, cellular component: nucleus; chromatin.
CGACAGACGCUUCCCUGGUUGGUAAGGGGGCACAUCUGCACAACAAUAUGAUCCAAGGCCACUUGUCCCCAGCGGAUUCUAGCCUGCACAUAAACUUAUUGGAGCUAAGGGCAGUCCGAAAUGCAUGCGAGUACUUUCUCCCUUUAAUCAAGAACAAUGCCAUCAAGAUCCUUACGGACAAUAUAGCGUGCAUGUUCUAUAUAAAUUGCCAAGGGGAUCAUACUCCCUAUGUAUCUGUAUUUCCUAGCUUUUUAGUCUGAGGGUUUUGUGUUUCAGUGAUGAGGCUACUGUAAAUUGGCUUGCCAAGCUCCGCAUCCAAUAAGAAGAAUGGUUUGGUUAGUGAUGGUUCUACUUGAGACAUCUUAACUGUUACACAAUGCCACACUUUUGUGUUGGAAUUGUAGCUAUCAUUUAUAAGUGGCUAAAUUUGACCACAGCUUUUUUCCUCAAUAAAUUGAAUCUGUGGACACAUCCCUGCUUACUGAAGUCAUGCACGUAGACCUGCUUAUGCUGCUGCAUGUCCUGCUAAAGACUUUCCAGUGCCUUGCUGAAAGAGCAAUACUGGGAAAUAGCAUCCAAAAUAUAGAUACAGUAGAACUUCAGAGUUAGGAACACCUCGGGAAUGGAGGUGGUUCGGAACUCUGAACAAAGCAUUAUGGUGGUUCUUUCAAAAGUUUACAAAUGAACAUUAAGUUAAUACAGCUUUGAAACUUUAUUAUGCAGAAGAAAAAUGCUGUUUGUAAAUGAAAGAAACAGAGAAACGGUUUCCUUACCUUUGUCAAAUCUUUUUUUUAAACUUUCCCUUUUUUAGUAGUUUACAUUUAACACAGUGCUUUACUGUAUUUUCCUUUUUUGGUCUCUGCUACUGCCUGAAUGGGGUGUGUGGGUGAAUGGUGUGUUCAUAACUCUGAGGUUCUACUGUAUUUGCUGGCCUACACUGUGAUCUCUUAAUUUCAGGUUGCUAUCCUAGUUAGAACUUCUGCAAGCUAAAAAUCAGUCAUUUUUUGCUCAUGAUUAGGUUUUGUUAGUGAUUGGGCGAAUGGAUGUUCCCAAAAUAGUAUGCAAGUUAAAAUGUCAGGAAGUCCCUGUCAGAAUGAUAGGUGCUCCUUUUCCUGGAAUUUGCAAAUAUAAAAAUAGAACUGUUGCUAACGGACACAAUGAAGAAUAUGUGGUGUCUGCCAGGAGGGUACUCCUGUAAUGCCUGCUGGCCUGCAGUAGGUGGGUAGCUUCUUCUGAGAAAGACAUGAGAUUACUGUGCUGGAAAACCUCACCUUGCAAGCACUGUCAGAAGGAGGCAAUGCUUCUGGUUGACACCAGGUAUGGUACCAAGUAUCAAAGAGGUAGCUAUGUUAGUCUGUAUCCACAAAAACAAUGAGGAGUCCAGUGGCACCUUAAAGACUAAUAUUUAUUUGGGCAUAAGCUUUCGUGGGUAAAAAAAAAAAACCCAGAAGAAGUUGGUUUUUUAACCCAUGAAAGCUUAUGCCCAAAUAAAUCUGUUAGUCUUUAAAGUGCCACCAAAUAUGGUGGAAUUCCUUAAUUACUUACGGGCAUGACUUUCAAAAUACCUUUCCCAUCCUUUAAUGUGGAAACCCUAUGUUCGCAGGUACCUGGCUUUUGCACAGGUAUCUGCGGUUCUUUUCACAUUUCACGUUAAAAGUUGCCUCAUGGGAGUUCCUGCUAGCCAGCAAAACUGAUGAUCUUUCUCUGAGUAUUGCAGAUGUGUUGAGGUGAUUGCUUAUUUCCACUGAAUAGCAACCCCUGUUGUUAAUUGAUGGGUAUUAACUGCUUCUCAAGGAAGUUCUGCUCACUGCAGUACCACAAGCCUGGUAAUUGUAAAGUGUAGUCAUGCAAAUAGCCAGAAAAAGAUAAGCAGGCAGGGGAAGGGAGAGUAGACUCUCUCACCCUUUCUCCCCAGGCUCUGACAGGGACCCCUUUGAGGGCAGUGUGUCUUUGGACUUGAUUCUACUUAAAAUAGACCAUGAAAAAUUUGAUUAGUACCUAUCCUGAAUUUGAUUACUCAGGGAAGGAUGCGCUAAAGUAUUGUUACCCAAGUGCAACUAUUUAAAAAAUAAUAAUGACCAUUAUGAAAUAUGCAUAUGUUGCCUGAUCAAAAUGAGUACAUUUGAAGCAUUAAGUGUGGCCCUUCUUUAUUCCUUCAUUUUUUGACAGUUACACCCAAGCCAGGAGCAUCUACGGUACAAAACGUAACUCAAGCAUCAUCCCCAUCUCAGACGCAGGCCCCACAACAGAAUCUUCAGUCUGUGCAAACAACUCAUUCCUUUCCUUCUGUGACCCCUGACCUUAUUGUCCAGACGCCAGUAAUGACAGUGGUGCCUCCUCAGCCACCUGCACCUCCUCCCCCUCCUCCCCCACCUCCUGUUCCCCCAACCCCCGCUCCCCAGCCCAUUCAAGCACACCCACCUGUUAUCCCAACAACUGCACAGCCUGUGAAGACAAAAAAAGGAGUGAAGAGGAAAGCAGACACCACAACGCCAACAACAAUGGACCCAAUUCACGAAUCCUCCUCGCUGCCCACUGAACCCAAGUCUGCCAAGAUGGGUCCACGAAGGGAAAGCAGCCGGCCAGUGAAACCUCCAAAGAAGGAUGUUCCGGACUCUCAGCAGCAUGUGGUAGAAAAGAGUAACAGUAACAAAGUGUCUGAGCAAUUAAAGUAUUGCAGUGGCAUCAUCAAAGAGAUGUUUGCCAAGAAGCAUGCUGCCUACGCAUGGCCCUUCUACAAACCUGUGGACGUGGAAGCACUGGGACUGCAUGAUUAUUGUGAUAUCAUUAAACAUCCCAUGGAUCUGAGCACAAUCAAAUCUAAACUGGAGAACCGGGAAUACAGAGAUGCUCAGGAAUUUGCAGCAGAUGUCCGAUUGAUGUUUUCCAAUUGUUACAAAUACAACCCUGCUGAUCAUGAGGUGGUAGCUAUGGCACGGAAACUGCAGGAUGUUUUUGAGAUGCGCUUUGCUAAAAUGCCAGAUGAACCUGAAGAACCCAUGAUUCCAGCCUCCUCUCCAGUGGUGGUGCCACCCCCAACCAAGGUGGCCCCCCCUUCAUCCAGCGAUAGCAGCAGUGAUAGCUCCUCCGAUAGCGAUAGCUCAUCAGAUGAUUCUGAGGAAGAACGAGCUCAGCGACUAGCAGAACUCCAGGAACAGCUUAAAGCAGUGCAUGAACAGCUCGCUGCCCUGUCCCAGCCACAACAGAACAAACCAAAGAAAAAGGAGAAAGACAAGAAAGAAAAGAAAAAAGAGAAGCACAAAAAGAAGGAAGAAGUAGAGGAGAAUAAGAAGAGUAAAACCAAGGAACCACCCCUCAAGAAGGCCAAGAAAAAUAAUAGCAACAGCAGUAACUCAAGUAGUAAGAAGGAGCCUGUGACGGUGAAGAACAGCAAACCCCCUCCUGUCUACGAGUCUGAGGAGGAGGACAAGUGUAAGCCAAUGUCCUAUGAGGAGAAGAGGCAGUUGAGCCUGGACAUUAAUAAACUCCCUGGUGAGAAACUGGGCCGAGUUGUUCAUAUCAUCCAGUCAAGAGAACCCUCGCUUAAAAACUCCAAUCCUGAUGAGAUUGAAAUUGACUUUGAGACAUUAAAGCCAUCCACGUUGCGGGAGUUGGAGAGAUAUGUAACAUCAUGUUUACGGAAGAAGAGGAAACCUCAAGCAGAGAAAGUGGAUGUAAUUGCUGGUUCCUCUAAAAUGAAGGGGUUCUCCUCCUCAGAGUCUGAGAGCACCAGUGAAUCCAGCUCCUCCGACAGUGAAGAUUCAGAAACAGAAAUGGCACCAAAAUUGAAGAAGAAAGGGCACUCUGGGCGAGAGCAAAAAAAGCAUCACCACCAUCACCAUCAGCAGGUGCAGCAGCAGCAGAUGCAACCACCGCCUGUCCCUCAACAAGCACCACCUCCGAUGAAGUCCUCUCCCCCUCCUUUCGUACCUGCACAGGUCCCCAUCAUGGAGCAUCCCCUCCCAGGGAACAUGUUCGACACUAUCACACAUUUCACCCAGCCCAUCAUGCAUCUUCCUCAGCCAGAGAUGCCACCCCAUCUCCCCCAGCAACCUGAGCACAGCACUCCUCCUCACUUGAACCAACAUGCAGUGGUCUCUCCUCCAGCUUUGCACAACGCUCUGCCUCAGCAGCCAUCAAGACCCAGUAAUCGAGCCGCAGCACUACCCCCUAAGCCUUCACGUCCUCCAGCAGCGUCACCAGCCAUAAGCCAGCAGCCCAUGCUCCCCCAGCCGCCUUUGCCUCAGCCUCCCCAGGUCCUCCUGGAGGAUGAGGAGCCUCCCACGCCUCAUCACAGCCUGCCUCUGAGCACCAGCCAGAUGCAGCUCUACCUUCAACAGCUGCAGAAAGUGCAGCCGCAGACGCCGCUCCUCCCUUCAGUGAAGGUCCAGUCACAGCCUCAGCCACCCCUUCAGCCUCCUGCUCAUCCCUCAGCACAACAGCUGCAGCAGCAGCAGAGGCCGAUGCACAUGCAGCCCAUGCAGUUCCCUCCUCAUAUCCCUCAGCCUCAGCCACCUCCACAGCAGCAUCCGCCCCCGCAGCCGCAGCCAGCUAAACCUCAGCAAGUCAUCCAGCACCACCCAUCGCCACGGCACCAUAAGCCCGACCCCUAUUCAACUGGUCACUUGAGAGAAGCGCCUUCCCCUCUCAUGAUGCAUUCCCCACAGAUGCCCCAGUUCCAGGGUCUGGGCCACCAGUCACCACCUCAGCAAAAUAUCCAGCCAAAAAAACAGGAGCUGAGAGCACCCUCUGUCGUGCAAUCCCAGCCCAUGGCGGCAAAGGAAGAGAAGAUGCAUUCACCGGUCAUCCGAAAUGAAACAUUCAGCCCCACGUUGCGACAGGAACCUCCAAAGCACCCAGAGAGCAUCAAACCCCCUGCACAUAUCCAGCAAAGAACAGAAAUGAAACCAAUGGAGGGUGGGCGGCCUGUAAUCAGACCCCCUGAGCAGAACGUGCCGCCACCUGGAGUACAGGACAAAGACAGACAAAAACAGGAACUGAAAACACCUGUCGCUCCUAAAAAGGAUUUGAAAAUAAAGAACAUGGGCUCGUGGGCAAGCUUGGUCCAGAAACCCCUCACGACUCCAUCCUCCACAGCAAAGUCCUCCAGCGACAGCUUUGAGCAUUUCAAGAGGGCAGCGCGGGAGAAGGAGGAGCGGGAGAAGGCGCUGAAAGCUCAGGCAGAACAGGUGGAAAAGGAGAAGGAGCGGCUGAGGCGGGAGCAGGAGAGGAUGAGGAGUCGUGAUGAUGAGGAUGCCCUGGAGCAAGCUCGCAGAGUGCAGGAAGAAGUCCGAAGACGCCAGGAGCAGCAGCAGCAGCACCAGCAGCAGCAACAGGUGUCAGCUGCAGCCUCUGCGCCCCAAGCACAGAGCUCUCAGCCACAGUCCUCUCAGUCUAUGCUGGAUCAGCAGAGAGAGAUGGCCAGAAAGCGGGAGCAGGAGCGAAGGCGCAGAGAGGCGAUGGCAGCUACUAUCGACAUGAAUUUCCAGAGCGAUUUGUUGGCAAUAUUCGAAGAGAAUCUUUUCUAAUAGCGCCUGGUUUUCUUCUCCUGACUCUUUAAUUUCCCAGCGAAUCUUUGACUCUCCAUAGUGUUAACGGCGGCUGGGAGGGGGAGCGUUCCUGCAGCCUUCUGCAUGUAUGACCAUUGCAGAUCUUUCAGUUGAGGCCUCAGAAGGAUCAGCAGAGUCUGCCUUACAGUUUGACUUUUGCCCCCCCUCACACACUGAAGACCGACCAAGACAAGCCAACUAUGUACUAGGUUUGAUUGGACAUGCAGCUGCUGGGAAGGGUGCCCUGAUCACUCGACAUUCUCUAUGCCAAACGUAUUCACAGUAUAUCCAGGACUUCAUGUUCUUCACACCUUUUCUAUCCAUAAAGGUUCUAAGUUACAGAAUGUCUAUGAAUAAACAAUGCUGUGUCAUGACAGCAAAAGAUGCUCUUCACUGAGAGGCUGCCUAUGGGAGUAUCCUGGCAAGAAUGGGAGACCUGGGGUCCAGAUGGGAAAAUACACAAGCUGUGUCUGGUCCUUUCAUCACUGGCUUUGCCUUUAACUUAACUUCCCACAAGCCUUUAGCUGGGAGCCAUUCUCUGUAAGUGUUCGCUUGUGAAAAAGGGAAUAGUACAGUGGAGGUGUCAAGUGUAACUGGCCAUUUGAGUGAGGUUUUUGUUUUAGCAUUGUGUGGAGGUCCAGGAAUUGGAGCUAGACUACCGACCAAAGUCAGUUUCUUUCAGUCUGUUUUUUUUCCUCCAGGCAGUUUGGUACUGCUAGACUCUUGACUGGGUAUUAAUUGUCUCUUUGUUAUAAAGUGGAGUGGGGAAACCAGUAACACCAGGGGAAGCUACCACCCUGUUACUAAUGUUUAACCGUGGCUGUAUUGUAUAGUGACUAUAGUUGGCAUAUAUUUGUUUGAAGAUUUUGGUGAGCCACCAAACUUGGUGUAAAAACACUGCUUAUAUUUUGCUCAGUUUCAAACUUUUAGCCUAUAUUUUUAACUGUAAAACCAGAAAGUUGCAUUUUGGGUUUUUUAAAAUGUCAAAAAAUAUGGUGUUUAAAAAAAAAAAAAGUUUUUAUACCUAAAAGGAGUGGCUGAGAGGAGGGCAGGUGGAGGAGGCAGUUUUGGAAAGGCUCCUUCCACCACCUAUCAAAUCUCACUCACCAGCAAUGGGAGCUUUCCCAUGCGCCUUCAGUGUGUGUUCUUUUAAUUUUAUUCUAUGAACUGUUAAAACGUUAUGUGCCAUAAAUACCCACUAUACAGUACAAUACUGGUGUGUCAGUAUGGGGCGAGCGCUGGAGUAAUUGAUUGGUUUUACUUUAAUACGGUGAAUAUGCAUUUGGUCUGUACUGCUCAUGGAAUAAACUCAUCUCUUUUUUUUUAAAA